CUGCCCCUGCACAGUGGCCAUCCGAUAGAAAAGCACACCCGGGGUACCAUCUUAUUGGGAGUCCCCUUAAAUGCCUUUGUGGGGCCCAUAAUCUAUUUAAAGUUGGCAUGCCAAUUAGUGCAUUUAUAAUUCAUGACGUGGGUUAAUUGCUACACUUAAGCCCAACUAAACGACCAACGAUUGGGGGCUGUAAGACCUUUAAGACGCAACCAAACCUUAUCACGAAGAACAGAUAGCAGAUAGAGUUGUUUAUGAUUAGGCUCUCUGGCUGUGAAUCAGUUUAAGAUACAGCUCGGCGAUGGUAACGACACAGCGGAUCAAAGAAUUCUGCCAAACAGUUCGGCUGAAAUCAACACAGGUGUUUAUUGUGGCCGGGACAUGUUUGUUAACUUUGCUGGUCACAUUGGUCUGCAUUGGACUGAUGACCAGGUACGAGGUGGAGAACGAGGUGGCCAACGUGGCGGAUGUGGACUAUUGGAAGGACAAGGUGGCUUCCACGCAGAAGAUCUGGUACGACAAGGGCAUUGAGGAGCUCAACGAGGCGCUGAGAUCGCCUUCGGCUCCAAAUUAUCCCAGAAACGUAAGGAUAUUUCUGGUUCAAGGUAUAGAUGGCGCAGACUUAGCGGCAUAUAGAUUUCCCGCCAGAGACUUAAGUCAGGGAAAUACGAACUUUGCUUGGGACUACUUUCCACAUUUGGCUCGCUUGAAAAACAGCUGCAGUCAGCAGAUUCCCUGUCAAGUGGGCAGUGUUCCCAGGGCUUUGUGGUCGGGAAUACCUUUGGAUAGAGUGCCCCGAUUUCAGCCAGAUUGUAGGGAGUCAAUCAACGAAACGGAUACCCCGCUAAGUGUUCUUCGCCAGGCUCAAUUAGUUGGCCUUCGAACGGGUUUUGUGACCACCCAAAGGAUUACAGGAUCCACGGGGGCAGCUCUUGGAAACACCAACAGUAACUACGAAUGCGAUGAAAGAAUGCCUCUGGGCUACUCAAAAUCCGGUUGCCAGGAUAUAGCACGUCAGCUGAUCUCUGGUGAGACUGGUAGAUCUCUCAACGUAAUAAUCGGAGGCGGCAGGCAAAUGCUAAAUAGUCUGGUUCCCAAAACCAAUUCGGAUCCUGUGGAUGAACUGCUCUGCGACUCCAGCGAUGGACGCAACCUGCUCAAGGAGUGGAGAAACCACAAGCUCGAGGAGAGCAAAAUCAGUCCAAUAAAAUUUGAAUUCCUUCAGCGAACCGAUGAACUGGAGUCCUUGAAUGCCAGCAACUUUGACUUUCUAUUCGGUGUGAUGGCCAAUGGAGAUUUGAGUGGGAAUGCCAAGGCCCCAAGUCUGAAAUUAAUGGUGGAAAGAUCACUACAAGUUCUGAAAAAGCGUGGACAAGGCUAUCUACUGAUAGUGGAACAGUUUAUUAAGUCGGACAUGGACAAAAGAAUGCAACUACAGAUUCUGAACGAAACACUGGUUAACCUUCAGCCAGAUCGAGAUACUCUAACUCUAGUUCUCAUGACCAAUGCCAUCUAUCCAAAACCGAUCCUUGAUGUCAGCGAAGAAACUGAGACAAUUAUUCACCUGGCGGAUACUUUCAAUGAGGCGGAAUUUCAAAUCCAACAGAGACUACAUCAAAUGCCUUCGGAGAGCUUACUUUUUGCCCAAGGACCCAAGUCUUCCAUAUUUCAUGGUGUUCAAAAGGAAUCGUUUCUGGCACAUGCUAUAUCCCACGUCCUUAGCAGGAGUAAAACUAAUCCUUAACACAUAUUUUUUCCUUGGAAAGAACAAUCUUUGAAA
Messenger RNA from Drosophila rhopaloa, 1777 nucleotides. RefSeq names its product alkaline phosphatase, tissue-nonspecific isozyme (gene Alp13). Gene Ontology annotation, biological process: dephosphorylation. Lineage: Eukaryota; Metazoa; Arthropoda; Insecta; Diptera; Drosophilidae. Gene Ontology annotation, molecular function: alkaline phosphatase activity. The record is from RefSeq and is a predicted model, not a curated record. The transcript has 3 exons. The coding region runs from base 299 to 1741 and encodes 480 amino acids.